UCCAGAAUGGCCUUUUCUUGUUUCGCGGGCCGGCUGAUGAUCUUGGUUCUCUGUGUAGUUGUGGCGCUGCCUUUUGCGGCCGCCGGAGGAGGAAGGCGGAGCGGCCCUUGGGAUCCGAUAAUCCGGUGGCCGCUGGACCGCCGUGAAACGGAGGAUAACGCCACCAGAUGGGCGGUGCUGGUGGCGGGCUCAAAUGGGUUUGGGAAUUAUCGGCAUCAGGCUGAUGUUUGCCAUGCAUACCAAAUACUUAAAAAGGGAGGGCUGAGAGAUGAGAACAUUAUAGUUUUCAUGUACGAUGACAUUGCGAUGAAUGAGCUAAAUCCAAGAAAAGGAGUUAUAAUCAACCAUCCGACAGGUGGGGAUGUCUAUGCUGGUGUUCCGAAGGACUACACUGGUGAGCAAGUGACGGCCGAGAACCUUUAUGCUGUAAUCCUAGGUGACAAAAGUGCCAUCAAAGGUGGAAGUGGAAAAGUUGUUGACAGUAAGCCCAAUGACAGGAUUUUCAUAUACUAUUCCGAUCACGGUGGACCGGGAGUGCUCGGGAUGCCAAACAUGCCUUACCUUUAUGCGAACGACUUUAUUGAAGUUCUGAAAAAGAAGCAUGCAUCUGGCACCUACAAAGAGAUGGUCAUAUACGUUGAAGCCUGUGAAAGCGGAAGUGUAUUCGAGGGUUUGAUGCCUGAUGAUCUAGACAUUUAUGUGACGACGGCAUCAAAUGCAGAAGAGAGUAGCUGGGGAACGUACUGCCCGGGGAUGGACCCUCCACCACCGCCAGAGUACAUAACAUGUCUUGGAGAUUUGUAUAGCGUAGCUUGGAUGGAAGACAGCGAGUCUCACAACCUCAAAAGAGAAACUGUAGAGCAACAAUAUCAACAGGUCAAGGAACGUACUUCCAACUUCAAUACUUACAAUGCAGGAUCUCAUGUAAUGGAAUAUGGGAACAAGAGCAUCAAAUCUGAAAAGCUCUAUUUGUACCAAGGUUUCGACCCGGCAACUGAAAACAUGCCUCCGAGCGAGAACCACUUGAAACCUCACAUGGAUGUAGUCAACCAGAGGGAUGCAGAUCUUCUCUUCCUAUGGGAAAGGUACAAGAGACUGGAUGGUGGGGCAAAAAAGAAAUCAGAACUCUUCAAGCUGAUAACUGAUACGAUGCUGCAUAGAAAACAUAUGGAUGAUAGCAUAGACAUUAUCGGUGCAUUCUUAUUCGGCCCUGAAAAUGGUCCUUCUAUACUCAAAUCUGUUAGAGACAGGGGCUUGCCCUUGGCCGACGACUGGGAUUGCUUGAAAUCUAUGGUUCGGUUAUUUGAGGCACAUUGUGGUUCAUUGACUCAAUAUGGCAUGAAACACACGAGGGCAUUCGCAAAUAUAUGCAACAGCCGCGUCUCAUCGGCCGAUAUGGAGGAUGCGUGUAUGGCGGCCUGCCGUGGGCAUGACUUUGCUGGGUGGAGUCCUUUGAAUAGAGGCUACAGUGCCUAGAAAUGUUGGUAAUGUGUAGAUAUAGAAGUAUGCAACUUGUUUGCAUUUAAAAGUCAUAUAUAAGUAGAAACAUGUGCUUCCCCCAGCCAGCUUUACUUGGUAUUGAAUUCCUCCUCCUUGAUAAUUUUGGAUAUAGACUGGUAAAAGGUA
Molecule: messenger RNA, 1626 nt
Organism: Sesamum indicum (sesame)
Lineage: Eukaryota; Viridiplantae; Streptophyta; Magnoliopsida; Lamiales; Pedaliaceae
Gene: BETA-VPE
Product: beta vacuolar processing enzyme
Biological process (GO): vacuolar protein processing
Molecular function (GO): cysteine-type endopeptidase activity
Source: RefSeq, marked provisional